Molecule: messenger RNA, 1080 nt
Organism: Ogataea philodendri
Lineage: Eukaryota; Fungi; Ascomycota; Pichiomycetes; Pichiales; Pichiaceae
Exons: 1
Coding region: 1-1080 (359 amino acids)
Source: RefSeq, a predicted model, not a curated record
AUGAAAGCUAUGAAAUCGAAUUUACACUUGAAUCUUAACCCCUCGAGAUCCGACUCGAGUUCUGGAUCCCAAAUGAUAGCGACCCCCACGGGCGGAACCACUGGAUACAUGACGCCUGUGGAACAGAACCAGCCCUUCGCGUUCCAGACGCCAGCCGUCGGAACUAAGAGAUCAGACUCGGUUAGUUCUGGUUUCUCAGACCUCUACAAGACAAACAGCGUUUCUUCCAUGUCUUCCAUGAUGGACGUUAUGGAAACUUCGCCUGUGAGCCUUCAAAGCUACGAUUUCAGCCCUACAUUUGACGAUCUACUAAUAGGACUCUACCACUCAUACGCCAACAAGCCAAACAUCACGCCAUUCAACAUCAACUUCCCGCCUUCAGGAAUCGUGUCCAAGAUCUCCAAACAGAUGUACAACCGACUUGUUAGUGAUAGAACAUUACAACUAGACAGAAACGAGAAAACCACAGACGAAUUGCUGCUUGACUCGAACCAAGGAAUUUGUUUAUCCAUCAUCAGAAGAAGACUGUUGGACCUGUGCAGCUCCGCGGUUGCCGAUUCAGACUCCAUUGCGCGGUGCAAUUCGUUCUCGUCAUCAACAGGAACCUUUAUGUCUCAGCAAAGACCCUCAUGGUUGCACCAGAACCCGACUUUUUCAGCCACCAGACUCUCGUCCACAGACUCGCUUGUGGACUCUGUUCAAAUCGCCGUGCAACCACACCUGCCCCACAGAGACUCUCAGAACGACGUUCUGAUGACGCCACCCCAAUCCAGAGCGGGCUACUCUCCAGCGUCCGCAAAGCCAAAACUCAACAUCAAUCCCAUGGACCAGUUCUCUUUCGAGAACACGGCCAAGCUACAGAGCCCAUUUUCAGAGACUCAGUUCCAUUUCGGAUCUUCUGCACAAUCGCCUUCCAACCCCGUGUUCCCCAAAAAACAGAGCAAAUCAAACUCUCUCAGCUCACUCUUCACCGCAUCUAACACUCAGUCAACCAUCCCAGACCUGGAGGUUGACCCUCUUUAUAAUGUCACUGCGCAACGGAAAAGAGAUAGCUUGAAGCUAAAGAGAAACAUGAAAUAG